Trichobilharzia regenti is the source of this 330-nucleotide messenger RNA. The record is from the annotation of a GenBank genome assembly. NCBI's taxonomy places the organism in Eukaryota, Metazoa, Platyhelminthes, Trematoda, Strigeidida, Schistosomatidae.
AUGAUUAUUGAAAUGCGUCGUUUGAGUGUUGGCCUUUCAUGCCUGGCAGUAGGUUUAUCAAUUGCAGCAUUGAUUACAAGUUCGUGGGAUUGUGGGAAUCUGUUCUCCUCCUGUCAACGUACAUCAUAUAAAGACACGGCAGCAGCUGUUGCUGGAUUAAUAAUAUUAGGCAUUGUUUGUCUACUAAUCAUAAUUAUAUUAGAUUCUGUUGCAUUUUGCUCUGAGGUAUUUGCUUCACGUGCUGCUUAUACAACUAUACGCUUUAUUAUCCUAUAUCUUGGAUCUGCUGCAUUAUUAAUCGGUGUUCUACGGUUACUGGGGCUGUAUUAG